CAACCACGAACAACCACAUUAACUCACCCAUGAACAUUCUCCGAAGAAAAAUGUCGUCAAUCGCAGUCGCUCCGGCGAAGAUCGUGAGCGAAAAGAGCCAUCAAGUUGCUGGCAAGCUGAGCAUAACCGAGCACUUCUUUGACGUGCCUAAAGACUACAGUAAACCAGAAGCCGGUACAAUCCGUGUCUUCGGACGUAGUGUUCGCAAACACGAGAAUCCUGUGGUCCCCAAACCUGAAGCAGAACGCAAGACAGCAUCUCAGCUCCCAUGGAUCGUCUAUCUCAACGGCGGUCCAGGGCUAGAAUGCCGCCCUCCACACCACUAUCCCUUCGUUCAUCGACUUCUCGAUGCCGGAUACCAAGCUUUCUUCCUCGAUCAACGAGGUACAGGUCUCUCCACUCCUGUCACAGCAUCCACAUUAGGACUCCGGGGCUACAACGACGUCCAAGCCGAGUACUUGAAGCUUUAUCGCGCAGACAACAUCGUACGAGACUGUGAAGCAAUCCGUCAAGCCCUAACAGCAGACUAUCCUCCCGAAAAGCAGAAAUGGAGCACAAUCGGACAAUCCUUCGGCGGCUUCUGUACCAUCACCUAUCUAUCCUUCUACCCUGAAGGUCUUCGAGAGUCAUUCCUCUUUGGCGGUCUGCAGCCACUCGUCUCAACGCCAGACGAUGUCUACAGACGUCUAUACCGCAAAGUCGCAGAACGAAACAAAGUCUACUACGCCAAAUACCCCGAAGACGUAGAACGCGUCAAGAACAUCCUCACAUACCUUUCCCGCUUCGGCGACGGCAAAAUCAAACUUCCCUCCGAAGGAACCCUCACCCGAAGACGCUUCCUAGCCAUGGGAAUCGCACUAGGAAUGCACGGCGGACUAGACAGCGUACAUGAUAUUGUGCAACGAGCAAACAACGACAUUGAACUUUUCGGGCACCUGACACGCGGGACAUUAGCAGCAAUUGACUCUUCCUCUCCGUUCGAUAAUCAUCUCAUCUACGCCAUCCUGCACGAACCCAUAUACUGUUCUGGACCCAACAAAGGCGCACCAAACUGGUCCGCGCAUCGCUUACAAUCUGAAUAUCCAGAAUUCAGCAUCGAUGAUCGGAAAGAUGAUUCCCAACCGAUCUAUUUCACAGGUGAAAUGGUGUACCCUUGGAUGUUCGAAGACUAUGCCGAAUUGCGCAAAGUGCAAGACGUAGCGGAGCGCAUCGCGAAGGAAGAAAACUGGCCGGCCUUGUUCGAUGAGGAACAGUUGCAGAAGAAUGAAGUUCCAGUAUAUGCUGCGAGUUAUGUGGAAGAUAUGUAUGUGGAUUUUGAUCUCGCGAGUGAGACGGCGAAGAAGAUCAAGGGAGCCAAAGUGUUUACGACGAAUGUUAUGUUCCAUGAUGCGAUCCGGUCGAAGAUGGAUGACGUGGUGAGGCAGGCGUUCGCUUUGAGGGAUGAUGUUCUGGACUAGAGUUGCUCAGUGCCGGCAACUGUAUGUUGCGAGAUUUGGGCCGUUGUGAUUGGAGGGUUGAACCGGAGGAAGUGCAUAGAUGUGUCCAGCAGCUGUGAGCUUGUAUAGCCAGAUGAAUGACCGAAUCGAAAGUCUUGACGAGAAUCUUUUCCUUCGGCAGGUUGUGCUCGAUCCUUGGUCUCAGUUGAUCUGCGUAUCGUUGAUGUGUAUCACAGGCGAGCCUCAGCGAGCCCUAGGCAGUCAGUGCACCUCAGC
This is a messenger RNA of Cercospora beticola, 1712 nucleotides long. RefSeq lists its product as uncharacterized. Gene Ontology annotation, molecular function: peptidase activity. Gene Ontology annotation, biological process: proteolysis. Lineage: Eukaryota; Fungi; Ascomycota; Dothideomycetes; Mycosphaerellales; Mycosphaerellaceae. The record is from RefSeq and is a predicted model, not a curated record.